Messenger RNA from Pelecanus crispus (Dalmatian pelican), 730 nucleotides. The record is from RefSeq and is a predicted model, not a curated record. NCBI's taxonomy places the organism in Eukaryota, Metazoa, Chordata, Aves, Pelecaniformes, Pelecanidae.
UCCUCUCUUCCUGGACACUUCAGGGAUUUGGUGGCAGGACCCUCCAUCCCUGGCAGCGCUGGAGGCGUCCUGGGAUGUGACAGAGAUGGCAGCUCUGCAGAAGGCUGCGGGUGAAGACUCGGACCUGAGCCGCCUCGAGGGGGACAGCGCGGAGGAGCUGGCUGUGCCGGACCCGGAGCUGGAGGCCAUCAAAGCCAGAGUGCGGGAGAUGGAGAGGGAGGAUGAGAGGCUGAAGGAGUUGCAGCUGGAAGCUGAGAGCCGUCUCAUCAUGAGCUCGGAGGCGGGUCUCUUCCCAAAGACAACCAAGGAGAAGAUGGAGGUUGACCAGCGAUCCAUCUAUGUGGGCAAUGUGGACUACGGGGGCACGGCGGAAGAGCUGGAGUCUCACUUCAACAGCUGUGGGCAGAUCAACCGAGUGACCAUCCUCUGCGACAAGUUCUCGGGGCAUCCCAAAGGGUAUGCCUACAUUGAGUUUGAAGAGAAGAGCUCCGUGAAGGCUGCGGUGGAGCUGGACGAGAGUGUGUUCAGAGGCCGUGUCAUUAAGGUGCUGCCCAAGAGGACCAACAUGCCGGGCAUCAGCACCACCGACCGCGGGGGCUACCGGGGCCGCUUCCAAGCCCGGGGAGGGCUGGCCCAGCAGGGAGGGUACUACGGAGGGCAGCCCCCGAGGGUGCGAGGGAGGACGUACAGGGGUCGGGCAAGGCUGCUGCCGUGGUAUUUUCCAUACUAG